Messenger RNA from Phialemonium atrogriseum, 1979 nucleotides. RefSeq lists its product as uncharacterized. NCBI's taxonomy places the organism in Eukaryota, Fungi, Ascomycota, Sordariomycetes, Cephalothecales, Cephalothecaceae. The coding region runs from base 264 to 1979 and encodes 571 amino acids. The record is from RefSeq and is a predicted model, not a curated record. Gene Ontology annotation, molecular function: protein binding. The transcript has a single exon.
UCCACCUAUCAUACCUAAUAUUGGGGGCAUGGCGCCACACCCAGUUCCAAUUUGCUAAUGAAAUCGUGGAUAAGCGCCAUUGGGGAAAACGAGGGGCCGAGGGAUUUACUAGCAAAAUAUUCCCAAAUAGCGCCCGUUCCCGGGGACCUUUAUCGUUGCCAUUAGAUCAUAUUCGAGAAGAACGCAGGUUAAACUGCCCCUAAGCGGCCCGCGAGUUCUCAAGACCCCACCGCUACGAUACGGAAAUACGGAGCUAAUCGAAGAUGGCCGCCCCCACCGAAGAGGUGUAUUUCAAACUGCCCCCUUACACCCGCCCAAUCACGACGACGAAACCGGAGGCUCAGACUUGGUGCGAGUACGGUCUCACCUGGAGUUACUCCUUCAACCAUGCCGAGUCGACGUGGUGUUUCGAGAAGGCAAUUGCCAUCGAUCCCGAAUGCGCCAUGGCGCACUGGGGGUUGGCCUAUUCCAUAGGCCCGAACUACAACAAGCCCUGGAACAACUUUGACGACGGCGACCUCGAGAAGACCCUCCAGCGGAGCCACGAAGCGGUGCGGAAGGCCAAGUCUCUAGCGCCGAAAGUGACCGCCGUAGAACAGGGGCUCAUCAACGCCCUCCAGUAUCGCUACCCAAACGAUCAAGGGCCCAAAGACGCCCUCGCGUCUUGGAAUCUCGCCUACGCCCGGGCCAUGAAAACAGUGCAUGACGACUUCCCCGACGACCUCGACGUGGCCGCCCUCUACGCCGACGCCCUCAUGAAUCUGACACCCUGGGCCCUGUGGGAUCUGCGCACCGGAGAGCCCGGCCCUGGAUCGCAGGCCCUAGAGGUGCAGCGGGUUCUUGAGCGCGCCCUCGCACAGGACGGUGGCCACGACCACGCGGGCCUGCUGCACUUCUACGUCCACCUGACCGAGAUGUCAACCGAGCCGGAGCGCGCCCUGGUGGCGGCGGACAACCUUCGCCGCAUCGCCGCCGACGCCGGCCACCUGUCGCACAUGCCCUCACACCUGGACAUCCUUAUCGGCGACUACCGGCGCGCCAUGGCUGCCAAUGCCGAGGCCCUCCGCGCCGAUGCCAAGUUCGUCGCGCGCCGGGGUGACACGGGCUUCUACUCUGUGUACCGCAUGCACAACUACCACUCGCUCAUCUACGCGGCCAUGUUCGCCGGCCAGUUCAAGGUCGCCAUCGCCGCGACGGACGAGAUGGAAGUAGCCAUCACAGAGGACCAGCUCCGCAUUCAGUCGCCACCCAUGGCCGACUGGCUGGAGGUCUUCUGCGCCGUCCGCCCCCACGUGCUCAUCCGCUUCGGCCGGUGGCAGGACAUCAAGGACCUCCCGCUCCCGCUGGAUCAAGACCUCUACUGCGUCACCACGGCGACCCUGCACUACGCCAAGGGCGUCGCCUGGGCCGCAACCGGUGAUGUAGCCAAAUCGACCGAGGAGCGCGAGCUCUUCCUGGCGGCCAAGGCGCGCGUCCCGGAGACGCGCAUGGACUACCCCAACCGGUGCGUCGACAUCCUCGCCGUCGCCGAGGCGAUGCUGGACGGCGAGCUCGAGUACCGGCGCGGCGACGACGUCGAGGCGGCGUUCGCGCUCCUGCGGCGCGCCGUCGAGCUCGACGACGGCCUCGUCUACAGCGAGCCCUGGCCCUGGAUGCAGCCGGCGCGCCACGCCCUCGCCGCGCUGCUGCUCGAGCAGGGCCGCGUCGGGGAGGCGGCCGAGGUCUACCGCGCCGACUUGGGGCUGAACGACACGCUGUUCCGGGCGCGCCAUCAUCCCAAUAACAUCUGGGCGCUGCACGGGUACCACGAGUGCGCGGUUAGGCUCGGGCUGCAUGGCGAGGCCCGGAUAAUCCAGCAGCAGCUGAAGACGGCGCUGGCCUUUGCGGAUGUGCCCAUUGUGUCGUCUUGUUAUUGCCGGCAGGGAGAGAUCCAGGAUGGGUCAGGGUCUCAAGUUAACAGCGUAGAUAAAUGCCAUUAA